This is a messenger RNA of Syzygium oleosum, 1323 nucleotides long. RefSeq names its product aspartic proteinase CDR1-like. NCBI's taxonomy places the organism in Eukaryota, Viridiplantae, Streptophyta, Magnoliopsida, Myrtales, Myrtaceae. Gene Ontology annotation, biological process: proteolysis. Gene Ontology annotation, cellular component: extracellular region. The transcript has a single exon. Bases 1 to 1323 code for a protein of 440 amino acids. Gene Ontology annotation, molecular function: aspartic-type endopeptidase activity. The record is from RefSeq and is a predicted model, not a curated record.
AUGGAAGCCUCUCUCAAAUUCCAUUCUCUUGUUUGCUUCACUCUGAUUCUUGCAUUCUCAAUUCUAUGUGAAUCUGCUUCGCAUGAUGGCUUCACCGUGGAGCUGGUCCACCGCGACUCGCCGAGGUCCCCCUACUACGACCCGGCCGACACCCCGUACCAUCGCAUAACCAAUGCGAUUCGCCGGUCCAUCUCCCGCGUCAACCGUCUCAACCCGAACUCCGUCGCCAACCCGAACACGCCCUCCGGGGUGAUCAACUCGAACAGAGGGGAAUACCUUAUGAACAUCACACUCGGGACCCCGCCGGUGAAUAUCGUGGGGAUCGCCGACACGGGGAGCGACCUCAUAUGGACGCAGUGCAAGCCGUGCACGGAUUGCUUCGAGCAAGCAAGCCCGCUGUUCGACCCUCGCAAGUCCUCGACGUACAAGGACGUCUCGUGCAGGGCGUCGCUGUGCGAGGUGCUCGGGCAGACCGCCUGCGGCGGGCGGGGGCUCUGCGAGUAUUAUUACUCUUAUGGCGAUAGUUCUUAUACUAAUGGGAACGUAGCCACGGAGACAUUCGCCCUAGGUUCCACCACGGGCAGGCCCGUGAGCAUCCCCAGGGUGCUCUUCGGCUGCGGACACGAUAACGGCGGGACCUGGGACGAUCAGACGGACGGAAUCAUCGGGCUCGGGGGCGGCGCCGCCUCGCUCAUUACCCAAAUGGGGAGAUCCACCGGCGGGAAAUUCUCCUAUUGCUUGGUGCCCUAUUUCUCGGAUCGUGGAAGCUCUAGCAAGUUGAACUUUGGGGCCAACGCCGUGGUCGCCGGCCGCGGCACCAUCUCCACCCCUCUAGUCCAAAAGGAGCCCAAGACUUUCUACUACCUAACCCUAGAAGCGGUUAGCGUCGGCAAGACGAGGGUAGAAUUCCUUUCCGCCGGCCCUUCCCUUUCCGAGGAAGAAGGGAACAUCAUCAUCGACUCGGGCACGACCUUGACGCUGCUGCCGCAAGAAUUCUACUCCAAAAUCGAAGCCGCCAUGGUCAAGUACAUGAAACUGCCCCGCGUGAGCGACCCGUCUCAGUUCCUCAGCCUUUGUUACAAGGCCGUGUCGGAUACCAGCCGGUUGGGCAUCCCUCCCGUGACCUUCCAUUUCAAGGGCGCGGACGUCGUGCUUAGGCCAACGAACUCCUUCGUCCGAGUCGCCGACGAUAUCAUAUGUUUCGCGUUGAACCCGGGCGCGAUGUCGAUCUACGGCAACCUGGUGCAGAUGGACUUCUUGGUGGGAUACGACAUACAGAACAUGAAGUUGUCCUUCAAGCCUGUUGAUUGCACCUUGCACUGA